AUGGAGGACAUUGCUUUCUUCAACCAUGAGUUCCCGCUGAGCAUGGGAGUCUCUGUGGCCAAGCACAGGCUAGAGAUACUCAAGCUUGCCAAGAAGGAAAACGAGGGUGGUGGUCACCGCCACCACCCAAGGUCAAUUUCAAGGCUCGGCUGGGCGCUCAUCAAAACCAAGAAGUGUUUCAGCAAGUACUUUACAAGAUUGGCUUUCCAAGAGAACGAGAUGUCAUCGUCCCCCAGGCAUGUGGCUGAUCAACCAGAGAAGUAUCAAGAGCAUUGGGGACGAAGUCUGGUGAGGAAGCCAAAGGGUCAUGAGGGGGUCAAAACUGCUAGGAGCAUUGCUCUAUCGGGUCUGUUGGAUAUGAGGAUUCAUGAGAGGUUGAUGAUGGCCCCUAACCCUAAGAGCUUGAAGCUAUCAGGACCCUUAACUCGAAGGUCAACGAGAGGCUCAUCAAAUAGAAGCCCCAAGGCAUCUGGACUGUUCGAUGGACGGUCAUAUGAUCGGCUGAUGGUGACGAAGAAUAGGAGCCCGAAGCUGUCCGGACCGCUUGAUGGAAGAGUCACUCCAUAUGAGAAGGAACGGGUGGACGUUGAUUUUGAUGACCAUUCUCUUUGGACUGCUAUGUUUCAGGAUAUAAAACCCACUUGA
This is a messenger RNA of Rosa rugosa (rugosa rose), 645 nucleotides long. RefSeq lists its product as uncharacterized. Bases 1 to 645 code for a protein of 214 amino acids. NCBI's taxonomy places the organism in Eukaryota, Viridiplantae, Streptophyta, Magnoliopsida, Rosales, Rosaceae. The record is from RefSeq and is a predicted model, not a curated record. The transcript has 2 exons.